Molecule: messenger RNA, 210 nt
Organism: Didymodactylos carnosus
Lineage: Eukaryota; Metazoa; Rotifera; Eurotatoria; Philodinida; Philodinidae
Source: the annotation of a GenBank genome assembly
AUGCAGCCCUCGAUUUUAACGAUAGGAUGGAAUGGAAUUGACUUAAACCGGGUUCAAGCAGAUGAAUCGAUCGAUAUAUCCUACGAUGCAUCGCCCAACACAUUAUACGAUGUAUCGGCAGCUUUAUCGGGCGAUUUCACGCGUGUCUCAUCUGCAGCCGAUAUACAACUAGAUUCAUCUUCCGAUAUAUUGCCCGAUAAAUCGGGUUAA